Messenger RNA from Raphanus sativus (radish), 1945 nucleotides. RefSeq names its product cation/calcium exchanger 5. The record is from RefSeq and is a predicted model, not a curated record. Lineage: Eukaryota; Viridiplantae; Streptophyta; Magnoliopsida; Brassicales; Brassicaceae. The transcript is spliced from 2 exons. Gene Ontology annotation, cellular component: membrane. Gene Ontology annotation, molecular function: monoatomic cation transmembrane transporter activity. Gene Ontology annotation, biological process: transmembrane transport; monoatomic cation transport. The coding region runs from base 156 to 1751 and encodes 531 amino acids.
UAUUUAUUUAUAAAUUUUAUUUCGAUUUCACGCGGAAGAAAAAAAAAAAGAAACUUUAUUUGAUUUGAGCAAUCAGAUCUCGUCGUCGAAUCGAAUCGAAUCAUUGCAAACUUCAAAUCGGAAAGCUAACCGUCUCGGAGACCACUGUGAAUGGCAUGGAACUGAUCUCAUCAUCAACAAUCACAAACUCAGCUCUCUGCUUAACCCUAAUCUCCACCCUCACCUUCUUCCUCCUCCUCCUCCACACUCCCACUCACCAUCAUCAUCACCGCUCUCUCCUCGCCGCGAAUCACACCUCCUCCUGCCUCUCCUCCCGAUCCCACGACAAUGACUACCUCUCCCUCCACUUCUGCGUCUUCAACGAAAACCUCCUCCUCACGAUCCCCUCCCUCUCCCUCCUCGUCCUCCUCCACUUCCACAUCCUCAUCACCACCGCCCAGUCCCACUUCUCCCUCGUCACCACCAAGCUCGCCGAUCGCCUCUCCCUCUCCCCCAGCAUGGCCGCCGUCACUCUCCUCGCCCUAGGCAACGGCGCCCCCGACGUCUUCGCCUCCGCCGCCGCCCUCCGCGGCGGCCAGUACCGGACGGGGUUCGGAGCCAUCCUCUCCGCGGGGACCUUCGUCUCGGCUUUCGUCGUCGGGUUCGUCGCGAUCCACGCCGCGCCGUUCAGCGUCGACGCGGCGUCGUUCGUGAGGGAUGUGAUGUUUUAUCUGGUGGGCGCUUCGUUCCUGUUCUAUGUGUAUCUGAGUGGGGAGAUAUUCGUGUGGCAGGCCGUUGGGUUUGUUGGGUUUUAUGUUUUCUUCGUGGGCUUUGUGUUUUGGAUGGAUUUUGGGACUAGUGUUGUUGAGAAAGGGAAGGUGGUUGUUAGUGAGGAAGAGAAAGACUUUUUGAGAGUUGAGAUUGGUGGUGGUGGUGGUGGUUCUCUUGAGAGCUUUAAAGCUGAGAAAGAACAUCGGUUUUCCGGAGUUUUGAGGCUUUAUGGAAGGAUAUCAAGGAUGUGGGAGACUCCUGUAUCAGUUCUUUUGUUGCUCACGAUACCAAAAACUUCUCCUUCUGAAUGGUCCAGGUUUUACCGUUCUGCCAACAUUAUCUUCUGCCCUCUUACCCUUUUGUACGCUUGCAACUCAUUUGUACCCCUAAACCAUCCAAUCUCAUUCCUCUUUCCAAACACCCAUCUCCCACUUUGGACUGUCGUUCUCUUCAUGACCUCUUCCCUCGCUUUCCUUCACUUCACCAUCGAAAAACAACCCCCCAAAACCGAGCAAAUGCCUGUCAUCGUUGUAGCUUUCGUGAUGAGCGUUUUCUGGAUAUCGACAAUCGCUGGUGAGCUCCUCAACUGCCUGGCUGCGCUUGGAACCCUCCUUGAACUGCCCCCGGCGCUCCUUGGUCUAACCGUUCUUGCGUGGGGAAACUCUGUCGGCGACCUUGUUGCCGACGUUGCAGUGGCAAAGGCGGGUCGACCAGCAAUGGCCAUGGCCGGUUGCUUUGCGGGUCCGAUGUUUAAUAUGCUUGUUGGACUUGGGACAGCCUUGGUGAUGCAAACAGCUAAUGUGUAUCCAAAAGCUUACGAACUUGGAUUCCACGUUGGUAUUGUGAUCGCUUUCGUCUUCUUGUUGCUUAGUCUAAUGGGAUCACUGCUGGUUAUAACCUGGUCUAGAUUCCGAGUUCCGAGGUUCUGGGGGAUCUGUCUUGUAGGACUCUAUGUAGUCUUCACGUUUGUUAGUUUGAUCAUCGCCACAUUUUCAACCUGAUCAUAUACUCAAAUCUUGGAUCAACGAAAGAUUUCACUGUUGUUGUUGUUGUUGUGAUCAUUUGUGAGGCAGAUUAGGAAAGUUUGAUAGAUAGGUUAAAUACAUGUGAAGAGCAAAGAAUAUGCAUAUGAUUUUUUGGGAGAAGAUUGUAUUCCUAUUUUCAGAAAGUUAAUAACAAACAAAUAUUCAUAGUU